AUCUGUGCAUAAACCAUAGCAUGGGGGACAACUUCUAGCCCCACCCCCCUUCUCGGACUGUCUUCUCUCCCUCUCCCAUCUCUCCCCUUCCCCAUAAACUUCUCUCACUCUCUCUCUCUCUCUUAUAUUGGUUGCACAUUAGCUGAAAAGCCCAAACUCUUCCCUUCUCUUCUCUUUCCUGAUUUCUAUCUCUGUCUAGCUACACUUCCUACAUCUUCUGCUUAGCUCUUCCUGCCGCCCAACAUGAAUGAUCCCUACUCCUACAUGUACAGAGGAUGGCUUAACUAUAACUCCCUUCGCUAUCAUCACCGCCGCCAGCAACAGUCUGGCUACCCUCUUCUCACUUCUUCUUCUUUGUGUUACAAUUAUCAAUCUGCUGUCACUGUUGCAGAGGCACCAGAGUCCCCACCCCUCAGAGAAGCGCUUCCUUUGCUGAGCUUGAGCCCGAGGAAGGAUGAUGAUGGGAUGCAGAAAGUGCAGGAUACGUCGUCUGUCGUGGAUGAGGCGGACAAGGCGGGGGUGAAGAGCCUCUCCGGCAGCAAUAAUACUGUUGACGAGUGUGAUGAUGAGACGGUGACGGUGGCCCUGCACAUAGGAUUGCCUCUGCCCAGCCAUGGGGAGGCCGCCGACCUUCCCACGCAGGUGACCUCCUCCUCCUCUUCCUCCAACCCUGAAGCCGACAAGGAUGAGGCUGGUGGGUACCCUGCAAACAGGCUGAACAAGGGUCAAUACUGGAUCCCCACUCCUUCUCAGAUCUUGAUUGGCCCUACUCAGUUUGCCUGCCCUGUCUGUUCCAAGACCUUCAACCGCUACAAUAAUAUGCAGAUGCAUAUGUGGGGUCAUGGAUCUCAAUACAGAAAAGGGCCGGAGUCUCUUAGGGGAACACAACCAACAGCCAUGCUGAGGCUUCCUUGCUAUUGCUGCUCUCCUGGGUGCAGGAACAACAUCGAUCAUCCGAGAGCGAAGCCAUUGAAGGACUUCAGGACCUUACAGACACACUACAAGAGGAAGCACGGGAUCAAACCUUUCAUGUGCAGGAAGUGUGGGAAGGCCUUUGCCGUGAGAGGGGACUGGAGAACGCAUGAGAAGAACUGCGGGAAACUGUGGUACUGUGCAUGUGGCUCCGACUUCAAGCACAAACGCUCGCUCAAGGAUCACAUCAAGGCCUUCGGGAACGGCCAUGCUGCUUAUGGUAUAGACAUUUUUGAGGAGGAAGACGAUCCUGCCUCUGAAAUUGAGCAGGACGAUGAUUCUCAGUGAACAUCAGUUCGGCGGAUGCUCGAUCAGGUCUGUGUUGUUCAAACGCUUUGUAAUUACUCAGAUGUAGCGGUUUUCGUCUUCCCGUGUCCAAGUUGAUUUGGCGUAGCUUUUCCUUCAGCUUAAUUUGCGAAAUGAGAGUCAUGGUGAAUGUUAAUUUGUUCUAAUCAUAAGUGCAUCUCUUUCCAUCA
Molecule: messenger RNA, 1448 nt
Organism: Nymphaea colorata (pocket water lily)
Lineage: Eukaryota; Viridiplantae; Streptophyta; Magnoliopsida; Nymphaeales; Nymphaeaceae
Product: zinc finger protein WIP2-like
Exons: 2
Coding region: 244-1260 (338 amino acids)
Biological process (GO): anatomical structure development; regulation of gene expression
Cellular component (GO): nucleus
Molecular function (GO): DNA-binding transcription factor activity
Source: RefSeq, a predicted model, not a curated record